Penicillium longicatenatum is the source of this 1809-nucleotide messenger RNA. Its product is annotated as glycosyltransferase domain-containing protein. NCBI's taxonomy places the organism in Eukaryota, Fungi, Ascomycota, Eurotiomycetes, Eurotiales, Aspergillaceae. The record is from RefSeq and is a predicted model, not a curated record. The transcript has 2 exons. The coding region runs from base 1 to 1809 and encodes 602 amino acids.
AUGGCGUCCAGCUCACCACUGCCGCAGUUCAAGGAGGCCAAGACAUCUGCCACUACCAUGAUGUGGCAGGUCUACCAUCAACGGCCGCGCACCCCGAGGUCAAAAGCCAUCGCAUACUCCGUUCUAGCAUUCCUUGUCUUUCUUUUUAUGGUCUUAUCGUCGUCCAGUCAAUCCGAGCCUGAUUUCUGGACCAAGUUCCCAUCGCGUCACCCAUUCCCUGAAAGCCCCGAGAAUGCGCAGGUCGCACUCCCUCGACGAACCGAUGUCGCCAUCAACGAUACCCUCCCUCACGACUUGGACAAGCCCAACCCAAAUCUCCACGUCUUGGUGCCUGUGCAGCAUGGCUCACGCGGUGCAUGCCGAACACUGACAUCGGCCAUGAUAUUGGGAUACCCACCUCCAACACUGGUCGGAUACGGAAAGAACACUCCCGGUGCGACUGAGUUCGAGCGCAUUGUGGAUCGGAUCACUCGCCUGCGCGAUUACCUGAAACCGAGCCAUGUUGUGAAGGAUCACGACUUAGUGCUGGUUGUCGAUGCCGAGGACGUUUUCUUCCAGCUCCCACCGGAGAUUCUGGUCACACGUUUCCAGGAGAUUCUGCGAACGAACAACAAGAAACUACUCAAGAAGCACGGGUACGCAAAGGUGGAGAAAGCAACUGCCGGUGCUCCCCCGGAUUUAGUGCCAAAAUACUCGCAGCGCGUGCUGUUUGGUGCUAGUAAAUUGUGCUACGGUGCACUGGAGGAGGACCCUGGCUGUGUUUCUGUCCCGGAGUCAUCAUUACCUCCGGAUGCCUAUGGUUGGAAGACGGACAUCUAUCCUGACGGGCACUUGAAUCGGCCCCGAUGGUUGAACCCAGGCGCGGUGAUUGGUCAGGCUGCGGAUCUACGACUUAUCUACGAUGAGGCUCUGCGAAUUCUCGAGCAGCGUCACAAGAAGGACGCCGAUUACCAAGCUCUGACGCAGAUGUAUGGGCGGCAGGAGGUCGUCCGCGAGCUGGAGCGGCGUCGCACCACCAACGGUUUUAAAGAAUGGUUUCAAGGCCUCCUGGGCAUCAAUGAAGCCUCAAACAUAACUGGAAUCCGUGUCCGUCUUGAGACGGGGCACCGCUAUGAGUACGGUAUCGGAGUCGACUUCGAGUCGCAAAUGUUCUUCACUCAGAUAAUGUCUCGGAAUGAUGUCGAGUGGAUCAUGUACAACAACAUUACCAAAACAUCCAUACUCCAAGGACAGUUUGGUGUUCCCCGUGAACACCGUCUCCUCCUUCCGGAUGACAUCGCCGCCCUUCCAAACCCGUACAACCAGAGUCGCUUUGCCAAAUCUCAGACUACACAUCCCGAGUGGAAUGCCACGCUGGACAAGCUACCAAACCCGGAGGAGCAUUCCUGGCAUAAUUCACCCUUAAUGACCAACCCCCAUUCUGCUGCCGUGCCUGUUCUCGCUCACCUCAAUGGUGAUCAGAAACUCCGCAACACUUGGUGGGAGAAGAUGUGGUUCUUCCCUUGGGGCCGUGCCCUUCUCCGCCGAUACGUGCGUUCCGCUCGCGGGUUCGACGCGGCACAGUCCUCUCUUCUGGGCGGCCAAGAGUGGUGGAAUAUGCGUGGUGGACGGGGCGGACUCUGGACAGACGAACAAAACUGGGUCACCUUUUCGGACGUCUGUGAGGGCCAGGAGCGAGAUCUCUUCGAUGAUGAUCUGGGUCUUUGGGCUAAGGAAAACGGUGAUCCUGAUGAGCCUAUUUACAAUAAAUUCGGUAAUCUCAUGUACGGCAAAGAACCCCCAAACCCUCCUAAAGGAGGGGAGCCGUAA